Molecule: messenger RNA, 252 nt
Organism: Hydatigera taeniaeformis
Lineage: Eukaryota; Metazoa; Platyhelminthes; Cestoda; Cyclophyllidea; Taeniidae
Source: the annotation of a GenBank genome assembly
AUGGGGAAUCUUCGAAGUCGGCUGGACGAUAAGGCGGAGAUUAAGAGGAAGUACGAACUAGUCCUAAAGAUUUAUGAGGAGGAUAGGGUGAAUACCAUAAGGGACGCAACUACGAGGUACAAAGCUGCUGGCCGUGCCGCCCUUGCGUCAUGGUUGGAUUACAUGACUGAACCAAGACCAGACCCAGCAGACUUACUGAGGAGCGUUGGAUUUAACCCCGAGGUCCUCGGAUUGGAAUCACAGGAGCAAUGA